AUGGCUGGUAUCCUGUGGUAUAGAGGCGAGAAGUGGCGAUCCGUCUGGGACUACUGGUUCAAGUGGACCGACCAACAUCUCACGGGCGACGACCUCCGUCCCAUGAUCUACACCUACGAUGAGCUGGGGGCAAAAGCACUUGACCGACUGGAUGAGAUAUCGCCGCCGGAAAAGCCCUCGCCACCUAGCGAGAAGGUCGACAUUGCUCCGGGCCCGAAGCCCAACCGAGACCUCUACGCUCUCUUGAGAGACAAUGCGGGCUCUGAUGAGACCCUCGGAAAGCUAUGGAGCGAAGUCAACACCAUACCCGACUGGGUCGACUGGGCUCAGAUCGAGCGAGGUCAGGAGGUAUUCCUCCGCUAUGCCGGACCUGCCAUCUUCGCUCUCACGUUCCAGUCCCUGGUCGGCGGCAUGGGCAGCCGCCGGGUGGUCGAGACGCUCUCCCGCACCGGCGGCUUCGGCGUCAAAGUCACCCGCCGCCGCCUCCUCGAGACCUUCCAGCACAUCCUCCAGGUGACGCGCGACCUCGCCUCUAUCCAGCCCGGUGGCGACGGCUUCGCUUCGUCUCUGCGGGUCCGCCUUCUCCACGCCGCUGUGCGCCGCCGCAUCCUCGCCCUCGUCGCCGAGCGGCCCUCGUACUACGACGUCCGGGCCUGGGGCGUGCCCGUCAACGACCUCGACUGCAUCGGCACCAUCUCCACCUUCUCCGCCACGCUCCUCUGGAUAGGCCUCCCCCGGCAGGGCAUCUACCCCACCCGCGCCGAGGAGGCCGACUACCUCGCGCUCUGGCGGUGGGUCGCCCAUAUCAUGGGCACGCCGACUGACGCCUUCGCGUCGCCGUCGGCGGCGCGGGCCAUGAUGGAGUCCCUCUUGGCGUCCGAGAUCGAGCCGUCCGAUACUUCCCGUGUGCUCGCCAACAACGUCCUCUCCGGUCUGUGCGACCAGCCGCCCUCGUACGUGUCGCGCGAGUUCCUCGCCGCCGAGACAUACUGGCUCAACGGCCCGAAGCUCGCCCGCGCGCUGGCCGUCGCCCGGCCGCCCUUCUACUACUCCUUGCUCAUCGUCGGGCAUUGCAUCUUCUUCAUGGCCAUGUGCUACUCCCGCCGUCUGUUCCCGCACUGGGACACGUCUCGGAACGAGAGACUCAAGAAAGCCCUGUUCAACCUGACGGUCUACAAACCUGAGCUCGGCGCUCUUGGCAGAGAGACGAACUUUGACUUCAAGUACAUCCCGACCCUCGACGUCAUGUCCACCGAGGCAGCCGCCCGGUCCCACAACGUCACCCCGUCCGUACAGGGUCCCGCCCUCGCCAGCCGCCGUGUGCGCAACACCGAGCGCCGGAGCCUCGUCGUGUUCCUGGUCGCCGUCACCGUGGCGGGGCUGCUCGCCUGGCUGGGCGUACGGAGCGCCUCGGCGCUGCUUAGGAGGGCCGCUGGAAUGGUUUCACUUGACCUCUAA
Molecule: messenger RNA, 1458 nt
Organism: Colletotrichum graminicola M1.001
Lineage: Eukaryota; Fungi; Ascomycota; Sordariomycetes; Glomerellales; Glomerellaceae
Product: tat pathway signal sequence
Exons: 3
Coding region: 1-1458 (485 amino acids)
Molecular function (GO): oxidoreductase activity
Source: RefSeq, a predicted model, not a curated record